AUGGCACCCACAGCGUCCACCGAAAUCAAAAAGAGGCCUAUUUCACCUACAGAUGUAGAAGGCGAAAGCAAAAAACCUAAUAUUCAAAGUGAACCAAGCAAGUCCCAACCUAAACAAAGGAAGACUAAAGUUGUGAGAAGAAAAUACAAGGCGAAGGAUGUGGAUGCUACAUCGCCACUUGGUAUAUUACAGCAUGAGAUUAAGGAGUUCUUAGUGGAGUACGGACUUGAAGAAAAUCAAAUAUCAAAUGAUAUGCCAUCAAUUUUGAAUGAUCCACCUACUGAAGCAAAGUUCCACAGGAAUGUGAGUGAUGUCGAGGUGAUUAAAUUAUCAUCCAAUGGGGACGGUUUAGCCAUCAUUCCACAUCCAAUCAAGGAGGAUGGUAAGCAGAUAUGCUUGGUGCCGUUUGGAUUGCCAGGUGAUAAAGUGGAUAUCAGAGUAUUUAAGUCACAUCCAUUAUAUGUCGAGUCUGAUUUGCUUAAGGUAAAUAAAGGAUCCAAACAUAGAGAUGAUUCGUUAAUAAGAUGCCGUUACUUUGGUAAAUGUUCUGGAUGUCAGUAUCAAAGUGUGGAUUAUAACCAGCAAUUGGUCUUUAAAAAGCAGACAAUUGAAAAUGCGUACAAAUAUAUGGCACCAAUUUUGUCCAAAACUGACAACGGAUUACCUCCAGUGAAAGAUACAGAAGCAUCACCACUUCAAUAUGGAUAUAGAACGAAAUUAACCCCGCAUUUCAACUUACCCUACACUAAACCAAAAGAAUACCCACCUCCUAGUUUAGGAUUUGGGGCUAAAGGUAGACCUACAUGGAGACCUGAAGCCGAGGGUGGAGAAUUUUCCAUUUUGGAUAUUGAAGAGUGUACAAUUGGUACCGAAAUUAUUAACAAGGGAAUGACGAAUGAAAGAAGUAGAUACUUGCAAGAAUAUAUGAAAUAUAAGAAAGGAGCCACUAUUUUAUUGAGAGAAGAUACCAAUAAGAUCACCGAAGAAGAGCCAACAGAGCAGAAGUCUGCAUCUACUGAUCCAGAAGGCUCCGUGUCUGCAGUGACCGUAGAACUUGAUAAUGGUGACAAAUUACGCAAAACAUGUGUUACUAGUUCCAGGCAGAUUGUUACGGAAUACGUAAACGGGUUUCAGUUCCAAUUUUCGGCUGGGGAGUUUUUCCAAAAUAACAACUCGAUCUUGCCAAUCGUGACCGAUUAUGUCAAGUCCAACUUACAAAUACCGAACUCAAAGGCCAACGAACCAAAUUAUUUGGUAGAUGCAUACUGUGGAUCGGGACUCUUUUCGAUUACAUGCUCACAAGGUGUUUCUCGUGUUAUUGGUGUCGAAGUCAGUGCUGACUCUGUCAAGUUUGCCGAGUUGAAUGCCAAAAAUAACCAUAUCGAAAAUGCUACAUUCAUUGUAGGAAAGGCCGAAAAGAUCUUUGGCAAUAUUGACACUCCUGCUGACAGAACCGCAGUCAUCUUGGAUCCCCCAAGAAAAGGUUGUGAUGACGUAUUUUUGAACCAGUUGUCAGAGUACCAUCCAGCCAGAAUCGUGUACAUUAGCUGUAAUGUCCACUCACAGGCCAGGGAUGUCGACUGGUUCAUCAAUAAGACUAAAAAUGGCCAAAACUACUUUGUGGAGAGCAUUAAGGGCUUUGACUUCUUCCCACAGACUCACCACGUCGAGAGUAUUGCGGUGUUGGCUUUGAAGAACUAG
Messenger RNA from Debaryomyces fabryi, 1701 nucleotides. RefSeq names its product Trm2p (gene TRM2). The record is from RefSeq and is a predicted model, not a curated record. Bases 1 to 1701 code for a protein of 566 amino acids. Gene Ontology annotation, molecular function: tRNA (uracil(54)-C5)-methyltransferase activity, S-adenosyl methionine-dependent. Gene Ontology annotation, biological process: tRNA processing. NCBI's taxonomy places the organism in Eukaryota, Fungi, Ascomycota, Pichiomycetes, Serinales, Debaryomycetaceae. The transcript has a single exon.